UUUGAGCAAAGAAGAUUGAUGGAAGCUCUUGACUUUAAUCGUGUUUGGAGCCACGAAAAAGUAGCAAAGAAAAUUCUUUCUUUCUUACGAUGCGCAAGGGGCCACAUACGCAAGUAACUUAGCGGCAACCGACAACGAGCAAAAGAGUGACUCCACGGGCGCCACGUCACCACCUUGAUUUAGUGUUUGCUUUGGCGGUAAACGCUUUUGAAUUUAGGGUUUAUGAGAACGAUAGUAUUUCUUUAGGGCGGUCGAUAGCGCGAUGCUUGGCUGGGGCGCGACGAAGACACUAGAUUGUCAUUCCAGAGGGAGCUCGGCUUGACAAGAGUUUCCAGCGAUAAUCCAUGCUCGAGUACAGAGCUAUAAUGUUAUCAAGCCUGUGUGGCUUAUGUCCAUUGAGGUGUCAUGAAUUUUUUUCGCGAAAGCCAGCGAGAACACAUUCUUUUAUUUCCUGGAUCCAGUAUAAGGGAACUUUUGUUUAACAAUGUUUUGGUUGGGAGGAGCAAGAGGAAGGUAGCGAUGGCGGUCGUAGAUGCCAACGCCUCGCUCGUGGCUCACGAAGAGAUAUCUCCAAAGUGGAGCAAAUUGUUGCAGAGCCUGACGCUUUCUCGUGGCACCGCCAGCAGCUGUGAGAAAUGCGGCAGCCAGUGGCACAAUGCCCGAAUGUGCUCGGAGGGCAAGCAGUGCAAGGAUUGCUUUGGAGGCAAGGAGUGCUCGGCAGUCCGGCAGGCAACGAAGCUGAUGAAGAUUUACUACGCGAACGGAGGUAAGCAACAGAAGGCCAAGGUAAAGAAAAAGGCUGCAGGAGCGAUGUUUGAACGGCUAAAGAGGCAGGGCCACCGGCCGAGCGUCGAGUGCUACACGGUGGCCAUAGCCGAGGUGGUGGCGGAGAAAAAGAUGAGCGAGGCACAGCAGCUUCUCAAACAGAUGGAAGAGGAGGACGGUCUAGCACCCGACAGCGUGUGCUUCAACACGGUGAUCAACGGGUGGUGCAACGAAGGGCAGAUGGAGGAGGCCAUGAGAGUGGUGCAAGAGAUGAGACAGAAAAACUGCCGUCCCACCACUUCCACUUACAACACUCUGAUCAAAGGCUACGGAGUAGCAGGACAGGCAGAACAGGCGCAGCAGCUAGUGCUCCACCUCCUCAACAAGACGAGGAACUCUCCGAGCAGCGAGGACGGGCUUGAGCCGGUCGCGAGGCCAAACUUGCGAACCAUGAACACGCUGCUCAAUGCGUGGUGCCGGGAGGGGCGGCUGGAGGAGGCGUGGAGGGUGGUGGCGAUGAUCAAGUCGGCUGGAAUGCAACCGGACGCCGUGACUUACAACACGCUCGCCAAGGCCUACGCGGCCGCCGGCAGGGUGGCGGAGCUGGAGGACCUCAUCGCCGACAUGAAGAACGCGCGGCUGAAGCCCAACCUGCGGACUUACGCCAUCCUGAUCAGCUGCUACUGCCAAAACGGCAUGCCCGAGCGCGGCCUCCAGCUCCUCUCGCGCCUCAAGUUCGAGGGCCUCCAUCCAGACGUGGUGGCUUUCAACACUCUGCUCAAAGGCUACGUGGAGCAGCAAAGCUCCCAGCAGCAGCAGGACUUCCAGAGCCAAGAGAACGACCAGCAGCUAAAGCUCGAGAUGGUGCUGGAUCUUAUGGCGGCCAACGGCGUGAGGCCGGACGUGACCACCUACAGCACGAUCAUGAACUGGUGGAGCUCGGCCGGGGUGGCGGACAAGGCGCAGACGAUACUGCUCGAGAUGCAGCAGGAUCGCGUCAAGCCGGACGUGCGAGCGUUUGCGAUCCUGGCCAAGGGGUACGUCCGAUCCGGAAGAACACACGAGGCCGAGUCGCUGCUCCAGGACAUGAGCCUCCACGGCGUGGCUCCAAACGUGGUGGUGUACACGACUAUCAUCAGCGGCUGGUGUAGCAUGGGCCGGAUGGACGACGCGCUGCGAGUGCUGGAGCUCAUGCUCGAGAGAGGCGAGGCUCCCAAUCUCAACACCGUCCAGACGCUGGUGUGGGGAUUCUGCGAGGCCCGUCAGCCCCGCGAGGCCGAGGAGAUGGUCGCCGCCAUGGCCGCCGCGGGGCUUCCAGUCGACUCCAAGUGCCUGGACAUGAUCGCUAGCGCGUGGAGUGCCUUGGGAUUUCCAUUCGAGACCGACAGGAUUCUAGCGUCGGAUCGUCGUCGCCAGCUCUCUCCUUCCAGCCAGAGCUCUCGCCAGUUACUCCCCCUGGCUAGUUCAUCGCCAUCGCCAUCGCCAUCGUCUUCGUCUUCCAUGGAUGCUUCGCCAUCGCCACCUUCGUCAACUUCUUCUACGUCGUCUUCGUCUUCCCAGCUCAUGCUGGAGCUCCGGAGUAGAACUAGCCGGCCCCAAGUCGCGUGCUCCAUGGUGGCCGUCAAUCACCUCCUGGCGAGGAGAUACAUUCCAGCCAGCGUCGUGGACGCGACGAGGAGGAAAGUGUUUGACACUCGCUUCUUGGUAACAAUCCGGUGUUGAUCAUAAAAAAAAUCCAUCUAUAUAUCAUCCAAUUUAUACA
This is a messenger RNA of Selaginella moellendorffii, 2527 nucleotides long. Its product is annotated as pentatricopeptide repeat-containing protein At5g25630. Lineage: Eukaryota; Viridiplantae; Streptophyta; Lycopodiopsida; Selaginellales; Selaginellaceae. The record is from RefSeq and is a predicted model, not a curated record. The coding region runs from base 406 to 2487 and encodes 693 amino acids. The transcript has 6 exons. Gene Ontology annotation, molecular function: protein binding.